This is a messenger RNA of Strongylocentrotus purpuratus (purple sea urchin), 1402 nucleotides long. RefSeq names its product D-aspartate oxidase. Bases 49 to 1122 code for a protein of 357 amino acids. The transcript is spliced from 10 exons. Gene Ontology annotation, molecular function: FAD binding; D-amino-acid oxidase activity. Lineage: Eukaryota; Metazoa; Echinodermata; Echinoidea; Camarodonta; Strongylocentrotidae. The record is from RefSeq and is a predicted model, not a curated record.
CAGUCUCUCGCUCUCAGAGUCUGAGAGAUCAAUUCGUAAACAAUCAACAUGGCAGCGGUAAGACCAAGAAACGUUUGUGUCGUCGGCGCUGGUAUUAUUGGGCUCUCAUCAGCUGUUAAUAUAAUUGAAACAAUUCCAAAUGUAGAGGUAACAUUGAUAGCUCAACAUUUUGCUGCUGAUGUUACAUCCAGUGUAUCUGGCGGCUUGUGGAAUCCCCGAGACGUCCCUCUCAAUACAACACCAGUCAAGCUACUUCAGAAAUGGAGCAGAGACACCUGGAAUCAUAGUAUUCCUUUAGCUUUGAGUCCAGAAGCUACCAAAUUUGGAAUAGAGUUCCUUCCAGGCUACCGCUUGUAUCCUGAGAAAAUUAAGGAAGAAGAGGACCCAUGGUGGAAAGAUGAUGUCAUAGGAUACAGAAGAGUUCCUCAAAAAGAAAUAAAACAACUCUUUGCGCCAACAUUUCAUGAUGGCUAUUCCUACAUGACUAUUAUCACCAAUUGUCUAAUCUACCUGCCAUAUCUUAUGAAACGCUUUCUACAAAAGGGUGGCAAAGUUGUACAGAGGAAGGUUGGCAGUUUAGGGGAGUUUGCAGGCGUGUAUGAUGUUGUAGUGAACUGCUCCGGAUUAGGAGCCAAGUUUCUGGUGCAAGAUGACACAGUGGAACCAGCAAGAGGUCAAAUUAUUCGAGUUCGAGCUCCAAUGCAACAUUUCUUUGUUCUGUACACACUCAAGUCUGGGAUGAAAGGAUGGGGUGAUAGAUCAUUCUAUGUGUUUCCAAGGAAUGGUCAGGUGAUCUUAGGAGGGACAAUACAAAAAGGAAGAUGGGAUACAACACCAGACCCAGAAGAUGCUAAAUAUAUCUUGGAUAUAACCUCAAAAGUCCUUCCAAAUCUUAAGGGAAGUGAGGUGGUGAAACAUCUUGUUGGACUAAGACCAACUCGCUCAGAAGGUAUUAGACUAGAGGCUGAAUCUAUGAACUUUGGCGCAAUCAAUCUAGAGGUUGUUCAUAACUAUGGCCACGAGGGCAAUGGCGUAACGCUCCACUGGGGAUGUGCAAAACAAGCGACUCAACUUGUACAAAAGAUACUAGGAAGAUCAUCAAUGACACAAUCAAGAUUGUAAACAAGUUCAGAGGUUACUCCCUCCAAGAGCAAUCUGUGUACAGUACUACAGAUACCAGCUCGCCAUUUUUAUGGGAACUCAUCAGAGAACAAGCGGCAUUGUGAAUGAGAUCAUCAAAUGAUACUGUAAUGUAUUAAAACUAAUGAAACUAUGCAAUUGUUCAUAAUCAGUAUAGUAUAACAAGUAUCUUGCACAAUAUAUAAAUAUGUAUAUAUUUUGUGAACCUUUUUAUUCUGUGUGAAAUCAAACUCAUGGUUGUAGUAUAUACAUUUUAAAAAAG